UCCUCCUUCUCCUCGUUCUGUGGUGCUCUCUGGAACGUAGAAACAGAGGGGGUAACAAGAGAACAGAAGAGUCUGUGCGUGAUUUCUAUCAAGGAGAUGGGGAAGCAGAAUGUGAUAGUCCCGGAACAGCUUGCCGUCAAGUCGAUGAUGGCGAUCGCGGCCGACCCCACCCAUCGCUCCGCCUUGCUGCCGCCUCUCUCCCCCGGUCUCGGCGUCAGCUGCACCAGCUACAAGAGGUUCGUGACCCAGCACGACGUCGGCGGCGGUGCGAGGAUCAACGCGUGGGUUGACUCCAUGCGGGCCUCCUCCCCUACUCACGCCAAGGCGGCCGCCGUGCUCUCCGCUUCCCUGGAAGCCUCCCACGACGACAAGUACCACAAAUGGGUGAAACAGCAUCCUUCGGCUUUGAGCAACUUCGACGACAUCUUCGCCGCAUCCAAGGGGAUCCAGAUCGUGAUGUUCCUCGACUACGACGGGACUCUGUCUCCCAUCGUAGACGACCCUGAUCGUGCCUUCAUGUCCGACGCAAUGAGAGAGGCGGUGAGAGAUGUAGCGAGGCACUUUCCAACUGCGAUCGUAAGCGGAAGAUGCAGAGAUAAGGUGUUUAGCUUUGUACGAUUGAGGGAGUUGUACUACGCUGGAAGCCACGGCAUGGACAUAAAAGGGCCGAGUAAGACAACCAAACACACAAAAGCUAAGGGGAAAGGUGUUUUAUUUCAACCAGCCAGCGAGUUCCUGCCCAUGAUAGAUGAGGUAUAUAAAACAUUGUUGCAGAAAACAGAGCUCAUCCCAGGAUCCAGAGUCGAGAACAACACAUUCUCUUUAUCGGUUCACUUCCGAUGUGUCGAUGAAAAGAUAUGGAGCUCAUUAGGGGAGAUGGUUCGAUCGGUGCUCGAAGACUACCCUAAACUCCGGCACACCUUUGGAAGAAAGGUGUUGGAGAUUCGCCCGAGUAUUAAGUGGGACAAAGGGAAGGCCCUCGAGUUCUUGUUGGAGUCUCUUGGAUUCGGCGACAGAACCGAUGUGUUUCCGGUGUACAUAGGAGACGAUUGCACUGAUGAAGAUGCUUUCAAGGUUUUGCGUGACAGAGGACAGGGUGCGGGCAUUCUCGUGUCCAAGUUCGCAAAGAAAACACACGCAUCCUACUCGCUCCGAGAGCCGGCAGAGGUUAAGGAAUUCUUGAGCCGCCUGGUGGAGUGGAAACGCCUCCCUUCCUCCAAGAACUAAUACAAGGAUGCCACGAGCUAAGAUCGAAGCUAUGAGGAUGCUUUAGUCAUGAACACAAGGAAGUCUCUUCUGUUUAUUUUUCCUAGCUUUUCUGAAUCCUUUUCUCCUCUGUGCGGGAAAGGCAGAGAGAGAGAGAGAGAGAGAGACCAUUUAGAACUGGUCUUCUUGCCAUGGAUUGUGACUAUUGUUAAUGUACAAGAAGAUUGCAAUGUAAAGUGUUGUGUGACAACAAGGAAUCGUUCUUCCCAGACUCUCGGACGCCAACUAAUGAAUGCUAUAACUAGUCAAAGCUUUCCGAGGGAAUCAUUUCGAGUUCCGCUGUACAUGAUAGACUAGUUCUCAUGAGGAACUUUUUCCUGUUAAUUCUAA
This is a messenger RNA of Musa acuminata AAA Group (dessert banana), 1596 nucleotides long. RefSeq names its product probable trehalose-phosphate phosphatase 6. The transcript has 11 exons. Gene Ontology annotation, biological process: trehalose biosynthetic process. Gene Ontology annotation, molecular function: trehalose-phosphatase activity. Bases 97 to 1227 code for a protein of 376 amino acids. NCBI's taxonomy places the organism in Eukaryota, Viridiplantae, Streptophyta, Magnoliopsida, Zingiberales, Musaceae. The record is from RefSeq and is a predicted model, not a curated record.